CAGAAGGGUAGCCGCCGCUGCUGCCGCUGCCAGGGAAACACACACUGAUUGUGCGCGCACACACACAAACACACACACGCGAGAGGCAGCGAGAGGCAGCGAGCAUCAGUCAGAGAUUCACACCCCAAAACCAGACCCUGUCUGCCGUCUUCAUCUGUUAGUGCGAGAGCCGCGGCGCGCAGGAGGCGAUGUAAAAUCAAAACAAAGGGCGACCGAAGAGAGGAACGAAUCUGCGAGGCACAGCAGCGCCUGCCUGCCUGCCUGUCUGUCUGUCUGUCUGCUCCUGCACAGCAAUUGUGAGCCAUGCCACUGGUAAAGAGGAGUAUUGAGCCCAGACACCUGUGUAGGGGAGCUCUGCCUGAUGGAGUCACCAGUGAGCUUGAAUGUGUCACCAACAGCACCCUGGCUGCCAUCAUCAAACAGCUUGGCAGCCUCAGUCGUCAUGCAGAGGACAUUUUUGGAGAGCUGUUUAAAGAAGCCAACAGCUUCUACCUGCGAAUGAACCACCUGCAGGAGCGUGUUGACCUGCUGGCUGUCAAAGUCACCCAGCUGGACUCCACUGUGGAGGAAGUUUCUCUGCAGGACAUAAACAUGAGGAAGGCAUUCAAGAGCUCCACCACUCAGGAUCAGCAGGUGGUGUCCCGGACCUCCAUCCCCAACCCUGUUAUGGAGAUUUACCAUCAUGGAGACAAACCUCCUCCACUCAAUAUCCUCAGUCCAUACAGAGAUGACAAAAAGGAUGCAUUGAAGUUCUACACUGACCCCUCCUACUUCUUUAACCUGUGGAAGGAGAAAAUGCUGCAAGCCACAGAGGACAAGAGGAAAGAGAAGAGACGACAGAAGACAAGCGCUCCAGCCCAGGCUCACUCGGCCCAGUCUAAGUCGAGGCAGGUCCAUCCUAGAAGCCCCCUCUGCUCCGCUGAGCAACAGAAGCAGGUGGAGGAUCCAGGCCGGGAGGUAAAGAAGGUUCGGAAGGCACGGAAUCGCAGGCAGGAGUGGAAUGUUUUGGCAUAUGAUAAAGAAUUCCGCCCCGAUGCUCGAUUCACACCCUCUCCAUACCACGGCAUGUCCUCUGAGGGGUCACUCUCGCCUGACAGCAGGUCAGUGGCGUCAGACAUGGGUGAUCACUCGUACCCUGGCAGCCCAAGCCGACCAGUGCAGCAGACAGCUCCCUCCAGCGCGUACUCCAGCAGUGAGGGGAAGGAGCUCCUUCUCGCCCCGACACAGAGCCAGACGCAGAGCCUGGAGCAAGGCUACCGGCCCUCAGGCACACUGUCCACUCCAGCAGGCAGACAGACACUGAGCAGGGUCCAGUCUUCACACGGCUCCACAGCCACAGAUUCAGCCCUCAAUGGCCCUCGACCCACACAGGCUAAAGACUACAGUGGUCAGCAAGCACAGCACCCAGAGUACUUCAUCCCCCCUGCCCCUCCUCCCCCCCCUCCCAUCAUCCCUUCAGCUCAGACGGCUUUUGACAGCCCCUCAGCCCCCUCCUCACUGCCCCCAAGCGCUGUGGCCUCACUGUCCCGCUCCUACAGCCCCUCACCCCCUACCCCUGCCCUUCCAGCCUCAUACACCCCCUCCCCUGCUCACCCACCACCUGCUGCCCCACCUCCACCACCGCCCGGACCCCCAACUCACCCACACCCACAUACACACCCUCACACACACAGCCUGCCCCAAGCUCCGGCCGAGGCAGCGGCCCCCAGAAAGGGCCCAGUUGCCCUGAUCCCCAUGAGUGACGCACGCAGUGACCUGCUCGCCGCCAUCAGACGAGGUAUACAGUUGAGGAAGGUGCAGGAGCAGAGAGAGCUGGAGGCUAAGAAAGAGCCAGUGGGCAACGACGUGGCCACUAUCCUGUCCCGCCGCAUCGCCGUGGAGUACAGUGAAUCAGACGAGGACUCCGAGCUGGACGAGAAUGAGUGGUCUGACUGAGGGAAGAGAAGAAAGAGGGAGGCACCAGCAGAUGAGAAAACAGGAGGAGGAAUGAAAGGAGAGGAUGAAAGACAGAAGGAGGAAUGAAGGGAAAGGAUAAGAGAACGGAAGUAGGAAUGGAGGAGAGGAUAAGAAGACAGAAGGAGGAAUGGAGGGAGAGGAAGUGUGGGAUGGAGAUUUUCCGGACUGCUUAACUUGAAGUAGCAGACACGCUUUUCUCAAAGCAGAACCGGAGCCCCCAGUCUUUGUGCAUGUCAUCAUCCACAAGCAGCAGAAGCUAAAGAUUGUUUUAGUAAUACAUGAGCACCUGGGCAGUUGCAGCUAUUAUAAGAGUCAGUAUUUUAAAGAUGAGUUAAAGUAAUAUGUUGUAUAGUUCUUGUAUAGUGUUCAUCAGGUUGGCAAGGUGUUAUGCCACACAUACAGGCACAGGUGGCAGCAUUCAGAUUAUGACAGGGAUGCACUGAUGCAACUUUGUCUGUCCUGAUACUGAUAUCUGAACUCAUACUGUCAACUGAUCCGGUUCUCUGGCAUUCUGGUUUUAUAGUACAGAGAGACACAUAGACAUGCAGCAGAGACGACUACUGUCCUGACCUCAUCCAAAGGAUCUGGAUCUGAGCAUCAAAGACAUCCUUUAAUAGAUAAGGUAUCAGUUAUAUUAAACCCAAUCUCUUUCCAGUCUUUUUUUUUUGCGUUCAGCACCACUGUUGUAGAGGUGACGUAAACAAGCAUCAUCAACAACCUGUGGAGAUGAGGCAUGUUUUCAGAAGUUAACAGAUCGAAUUGUCUGGCUUGGGAAAUUAUUUUACAGUGGAAUAUGACCACUCUGCAGUGACCGGGGGUUAACUGUGUUUGAGUUAGGUGCAUUGCAUUGAACGCUGGCACAUAAAAUGUUAGAGAGCAGCUAUUGCUGUAGCCUAUUUUUGCCAUUUACCAUGAGUAACAUGCCACUAGAAGCACAUACAGAAAACACAAUGUUUUUCAUUUGAAACUGGAGGAAAAGUUGCAGUGUUCUGCCUUAGCAGACAUGCCGUUUCUGGUUUAAAAGCAGCAUCUUUCUUGACAGAGUACAAUAUGCACAGAAAGUGAAGAGAUUUCACUGCAGAAUAUUACAGUAGCAGAUUCAUCAAAUAGGUCUGAGUAGAUCGUAACAAAUAUUAAGACAUACCUAGUGGAGGCUAAUGUACCAUGAUGCACCACUGUUUUUAGGAUUGUGUAAAUGAAUAAUAUUGUAGACUGAAUGUAGAUCCUUCACAUGAUUAGUAGUGGUGCUGAUACCUUGCCAGUUUAUCAGAUCAAAGCUAAAUUUUGUAAUGGAAAUUUCUAAUUGGAACGAAGUCUCUUAGGUUUUGUCACAGCUUACAUUACUGAGUGUCCCCAGCAGGAUGCAGCCCACAGUCCAUGACUCUUUUGCAAUCCGUCACGCUCCGUGUGUCGCUGCCGUCUGCUCAGUUCACAGCUCCUCACCCUCACUUUCAUUCUCUCCAUCGGUCUUCUUCACUUUUUUUUUUUUUUCCUUGCCGUUCUUUGCAAUUUUCUCCCUCCUCUCCCAGAUGGACAGCUGUGACAUCAGUAACAGCAUUGAGAAGAAGCAGCUGGUUUGCUGGUCAUCUGUGAUGUGGCUGAGGACUCUUCAGAAAGAAAAACAGCCUGAAAGUGUGUUACAGGCUAAAAACUGUUCAAAUGUACACACACAAACACACAUUUUCCAUCAAGAACAGUUGUGAUUUUCACUCUUUGCCCUCUUGGAAAUCAUACCAAAAAUCUGAGUUGCUUAAGUAAUGGACCUAUCUGCUCCACCCACUGAUGUGUUCUUUUGUAGCAUAUGUGGCUAGAUUAGACGUUUUACAUAAUGUUGGCCAAAAUUCUCUUAAACCAAACAAGAUAUUGUAGCAUGCAUUCUUGCCAAAUUACCUCCAAUGAGGAUGUAUUAUUCAUGUCAUAGGGCUGGGCAGUAUAAUGGUAAUAAAGUAUACUACGGAAUUAAAAAUGGUGCAGGUUUUUCAAAAUUAUAAUGUGAAAUUUUUAUUCCACAUCUAAACAGCCAAAUAAACCCACUUCAAUUUUAGAGGGGCUCACUCACUGUUGCUGAGGAAGCUCACCAACAGGAGGAAACUUGGAGCCAUGGGAAGCCUCACAAAAACGAAAAAGAGCUACAAACACUACAUAAUGUCAGCUUUCACUCCAACACAGUCGCUUAACUCUGCACUCUCAGAUAUCUUUUAAAUGGGUGUGGCACAUUUGGCCUUGUGACUUAGCUAAUGUUAGCUUAGCCAAAACACUGCAGUCCCAAAAUGUCACUCCAAAACGACUCACUGCACUUUCGCUCUCUGAGACAUCAGUUUAUCAUGUACACUUGUUUCAAUAGAGCAUCAGUUAGUCAGAAUUAAACAUAUUGUGCUGUGUGGCACUAGCAUUCUGCUAACUAAAGCAAAGACACACGUUUAGUUGAUAAUGAUUCAAAUCUUAAGGAGUGAAGUCGAGUAACUGACGUUAGAAUGACGGAAAGAUCGAAUUAAAUACGCUGUAUGUUUUUUGGAUCUGUAGCCCGAUCGGCUAAUUUAGCACUAGCAGGCUACAGAUCCACCACACAGUGUGUUUAAUUUGAUCUUUCAGUCCUUCCAACUCCAGUUCCUCGACUUUACUCCCUACAGUUUGAAUCAUUUUUAUCUAAACUUGUGUUGGUGCUUUAGUUAGCAGAAUCAAACAUGUUCUGUGGUGAGCGGAGCUGUUAUCAUGCUAACCAGCUCCUCUCCUAUUUUAUAUGCUUGUGAAAGGUCACAGUUAAGAAGGAUUGAAUGUAAAUAGUUUUUCACGUAAUCAUGAUAAGAUUAGCAUGUAAGCAUAACAUUUUAAGCUGAAAACUUUAUGUAGCAACAGUAAAUAAAGCAGGCUACAGUUUCUCAUUAGGUUGAACAGAAUUUUAGCCAAUGUUCCGUAAAGCUUACCCAACCUAGCAACAGUUGCUAUGGAAAAACACAUUUGUGGGUGGAGCAUGAAUAGGUCAAUUCAGUCUGAGGUGCCAAUGCAUCAAUAUCUGUGGGCCAAUUGCUCAUAUAGAACCUUAAAAGACAAGAAAACGUCUACCUAGAUACAUAAACUCUGAAUUUUGUUUGUUUAGUUUUGUGGAAUAAUUGCUCUUUCACAAUAUUCCAGCAAAUGGAAUUAUUAAACUGUAAAGACAAUCUGGGUUACAUAUUAUGCGAUAUGCUUCCUUUAAAAUGUUUAUUUUGUGAAAUGAUAUCAUUUAGGAUAUCUUUAAUGCUAAACUGAUGAUAUUAAGAUUGGGUGUGUUUUGUUUCUCAUAACUUAAAGCAUUCUCUGUUUUUUUGGGAAGUACUCUGAAUAUCUACAGUAGACUUGCAGUGCAUUGUAUUGAUGAUACUUCCUAUAUAGGAAUUUUUAAAGUAUUACUCUGCACAUCUUUCACUGUUUUUCUGUGUAGCAUUCCAAAAAAAAAAGAUAUAACAUUCCGCUGUAGGUAAAAAGGGUCCCACUGUCUCCAGUUACAUGGUAAGAUUUCAGAGAUUUUGCUAUAGCAGAAUCUGUACAGUAGCCACAUUUACCAUACAAGCCCAACAGGUGUAUCUCUGUAUUCACAAUAGUAAUGGUUAGACAUGCUUUCACCUGUUUUGACUGAAGAAAGUUUGAGGUGAAUUCCAUUGCCUUUUAGUUUCUUUCGGUGCUCAUUUCAUUUCAUUUUUUAUUUUUGAAAAACUAAAGUGUACAGAAUGAGAGCACCUAAAUAUUUUAGCUUUAUUUUAUUUAUUUGCUUAAAUUUGCCAGUCAGCUGGCUGCACAAAAAAGGAAGCAUCAACUUACACUUAAACUAAAUCUUUAGCUAUAUAAAGAGUUGUGUGUAUGGCCUGCAGUUUGUAAAAUGUAAAAUGUCUUCUGUGUUUUAAACAAUGUGUUAUAUAGAAUUUUGGUAAAACUGCUUGUAAAGUGAUUUUGCUGAUCUGAAUAACAGACAACAAGCAUUUAAUGUGUCUUUAAGAAGAAGCUGUAGGCAGAAUACAGUAUGCAUGUCUCGAUGACCAAUAAAAUAUCACCUAAAGACA
Messenger RNA from Pygocentrus nattereri (red-bellied piranha), 5993 nucleotides. RefSeq lists its product as uncharacterized. Gene Ontology annotation, molecular function: Arp2/3 complex binding; actin binding; protein kinase A regulatory subunit binding. The coding region runs from base 304 to 1935 and encodes 543 amino acids. Lineage: Eukaryota; Metazoa; Chordata; Actinopteri; Characiformes; Serrasalmidae. Gene Ontology annotation, cellular component: cytoskeleton; SCAR complex. The transcript is spliced from 10 exons. The record is from RefSeq and is a predicted model, not a curated record. Gene Ontology annotation, biological process: positive regulation of Arp2/3 complex-mediated actin nucleation; actin cytoskeleton organization.